AUGGAGAACGAGCCUGGAAUAGUUUCUCCUUUCAAACGAGUCUUCCUGAAGGGCGAAAAAGGUCGGGAUAAAAAAGCCCAGGAGAAGGUGACGGAGCGACGGCCGCUGCAUACGGUGGUGGUGGCACUGCCCGACCGCGUCGAACCCGACGUGCUGCUCAACGACUACAUCGAGAAGGAAGUGAAGUAUUUAGGGCAGCUCACCUCCAUCCCAGGGUACCUGAAUCCCUCCAGCCGCACGGAAAUCCUGCAUUUGAUCGAUAACGCAAAGAGAGCUCACCAGCUCCCGGGGCAGCUGACCCAAGAACACGAUGCUGUCAUCAGCCUCUCCGCCUAUAACAUCAAGCUGGUGUGGAGGGACGGCGAAGAUCUCAUCCUCAGGGUCCCCAUCCAUGACAUCGCCUCCGUUUCCUACAUCCGCGAUGACUCCUCUCACCUGGUCGUGCUGAAAACAGCUCAGGACCCUGGGAUCUCCCCGAGCCAGAGUCUCUGUGCCGAGAGCUCCAAAGCCCUGACUUCGGGCUCGCUGUCUGAGAGCGGCGUGGUUCCCGUUGAAGCUUGCUGCUUGGUGGUCCUGGCUACAGAGAACAAAGUGACCGCCGAGGAGCUGUGCUCACUUCUCAGCCAAGUCUUCCAGAUUGUUUACACGGAGUCCACGAUAGACUUCUUGGACAGAGCAAUAUUCGAUGGGGCGUCCACGCCGACGCGGCACAUGUCCUUACACAGCGACGACUCUUCUACAAAAGUGGAUGUGAAGGAAUCUUACGAAAUGGAAGCAAGCACUUUUUCCUUUCCAGAAACCUUGGACGCAGGUGACAACUCGCCCUCUUCCUUCUCCACACAACAGUCUCCACACAUUAAGACGGUCAGCGAGAGCGAGCUGAGCACCACGGCCACGGAGCUGCUCCAGGACUACAUGAUGACGCUCCGAACAAAGCUCUCUUCCCAAGAGAUCCAGCAGUUUGCGAUGCUCCUGCAUGAGUAUCGCAACGGGGCAUCAAUCCAUGAGUUCUGCAUCAACCUGAAGCAGCUCUACGGGGACAGCAGAAAGUUCCUGCUCUUGGGCCUUCGCCCCUUCAUCCCUGAGAAGGACAGCCAACACUUUGAGAACUUCCUGGAGACCAUCGGGGUGAAGGACGGCCGCGGCAUCAUCACUGACAGUUUCGGGAGGUACCGGCGGACUCUGAGCACCACCUCCAACUCCACCACCAACGGCAACGGCGCCGCCGGCAGCUCGGACGACCAGUCUGUCCCUUCGGAGGAGGACGAGUGGGACCGGAUGAUCUCGCACAUCAGCAACGACAUCGAAGCCCUGGGGUGCAGCAUGGACCGUGACUCCUCCUGAGAGCAAGCCG
Molecule: messenger RNA, 1354 nt
Organism: Pterocles gutturalis (yellow-throated sandgrouse)
Lineage: Eukaryota; Metazoa; Chordata; Aves; Pterocliformes; Pteroclidae
Gene: CCM2
Product: cerebral cavernous malformation 2
Exons: 10
Coding region: 1-1344 (447 amino acids)
Biological process (GO): heart development; vasculogenesis
Source: RefSeq, a predicted model, not a curated record